Molecule: messenger RNA, 3287 nt
Organism: Carassius carassius (crucian carp)
Lineage: Eukaryota; Metazoa; Chordata; Actinopteri; Cypriniformes; Cyprinidae
Product: volume-regulated anion channel subunit LRRC8D-like
Exons: 2
Coding region: 560-3064 (834 amino acids)
Molecular function (GO): protein binding
Source: RefSeq, a predicted model, not a curated record
GUUGGGGUUUAAGGUGGCGGAUAUGCAAUAGAGAACUGGUGCAGACUGGUUGACUCUGCCUCUGUGCGCGCGGCACUGAAUGUACCAUAAUAAUGAGAUGAGCGGGGACCCUUUACAUGUGCAUAAAGCCCUCUCGGGUAAAUGAUUAGUAAGUCGUCCUUUUGUACCGACACUUUUUCCGCUUUAACACAACAGUGUCUUCAUACUCUCACGGUUUUCUGCCUGAGAGGCGUUAAUCUGCACAGAAACGCGAAGACAUGACAAGACACUGGAUUGCGUUCAUAGGCAAUAUUCCAGUCCGUUCCUGUAAAUCGCGUUCUGCUCGCAGUUUACGCGUUACUGGGAAGCAAACCAUUGUCGUUUACAUGUCGUGACCCGGUAUAGAAACACAAAUGGCGUGAAUGCGCUCAAAAGGACGUCUCCCACGCGAGGGGACCGCAUAUAUGACUACAACAGUGUCCCUAUUACCACAAGGACAAGUGGAUCCAAUGUGUUUUAGAUUCAGGAAUUGAAGUGCUGCAUGGAUGACGUUUGAUGACGUUUAUAUGAGACAGUAAGAAUGUUUACCCUCACAGAAGUUGCCUCUCUAAAUGACAUCCAGCCAACUUAUCGAAUACUUAAACCAUGGUGGGACGUCUUUAUGGAUUACCUGGGUGUGGUCAUGCUAAUGCUGGCCAUAUUUGCCGGGACCAUGCAGUUAACCAAAGAUCAGGUGGUUUGCCUUCCUGUUCUGGAAUCGUACCAAACCCCUGUAGCCACCGAAAGGCCACCAGAGAAAACAGGAGAAGACCAUGUGACAUUGACAGCUGCACCUUUAACAAGCAAAGAACAAACCGACAGCAUUGUCCAACACUUCCCACAGUUGUCUUCUGACAAGCAACCUCAGCCUAGGGGUUUACGUACAAAUCUGGAUUUUCAGCAGUAUGUCUUUGUUAAUCAGAUGUGCUACCAUGUUGCCCUCCCGUGGUAUUCAAAAUACUUUCCAUAUCUAGCUCUCAUUCACACUAUUGUUCUCAUGGUAAGCAGUAACUUUUGGUUCAAGUAUCCAAAGACCAGUUCCAAAAUUGAGCAUUUUGUGUCUAUUUUGGGGAAGUGUUUUGAGUCCCCUUGGACGACCAAGGCAUUGUCUGAGACAGCCUGUGAAGACUCCGAAGAGAAUAAGCAGAGAUUAACUGGAGCCUCAAUGUUACCAAAGCACCUUUCAACUAGCAGUGAGGAGGGAAGUCCAAAUCAGUCCACACCCAUGCUCACAAAAUCUAGCAUUAAGUUUUCUGCAGAGAAGCCAGUCAUUGAGGUUCCAAGUAUGACUAUACUUGAUAAGAAAGAUGGAGAGCAAGCUAAAGCACUUUUUGAGAAAGUGAGGAAGUUCCGCACACAUGUCGAAGACAGCGACAUGAUCUACAAACUCUAUGUAGCUCAAACUAUAAUAAAAACUGUCAAAUUCAUUCUGAUUCUAUGCUACACCAUGACCUUUGUCACAUCCAUUAAAUUCGAUCAUGAUUGUGAGCCUGAAAUUAAGCACUUAACUGGAUACGCAAAAUUUAAAUGCACCCAUAACAUGGCUUUCAUGUUGAAAAAACUCCUUGUUAGCUACAUUGUUCUCAUUUUUGUUUAUGGCUUGGUUUGCAUUUACACUCUCUUUUGGCUAUUUAGACGGCCUCUUAAAGAGUACUCUUUUGAGAAAGUUCGAGAAGAAAGCAGUUUUAGUGAUAUCCCAGAUGUGAAGAAUGACUUUGCUUUCCUCCUACACAUGGUGGACCAGUAUGACCAAUUGUACUCGAAACGUUUCGGUGUCUUUCUCUCAGAGGUAAGUGAGAACAAACUGCGGGAAAUCAGCUUAAACCACGAGUGGACCUUUGAGAAACUACGCCAACAUGUGACUCGCAAUGUGCAGGACAAGCUUGAGCUGCAUCUUUUUAUGCUCUCGGGUGUUCCUGAUGCGGUCUUUGACCUCACAGAUGUAGAGGUCCUGAAACUAGAACUCAUCCCAGAGGCACGUAUCACAGCGAAAAUCUCCCAGAUGAUAAACCUCCACGAGUUGCACUUUUACCACUGCCCCGCCAAAGUCGAACAGACUGCAUUCAGUUUCCUCCGCGAUCACCUCCGGUGCCUUCAUGUCAAGUUUACGGACGUAGGAGAGAUUCCCACUUGGGUUUACAUGCUGAAGAACUUGAGAGAGCUCUACUUGGUGGGAAACUUGAACUCAGAGAAUAACAAAAUGAUAGGAUUAGAGUCCCUCAGGGACUUGAGGCAUCUAAAGAUCCUACAUCUGAAGAGCAACCUUACCAAGAUCCCGACUAACAUUACUGACUUAUCACCCCACCUGAUCAAACUUGUGGUUCACAAUGAUGGUACUAAACUCUUCAUGUUGAACAGCUUGAAAAAGAUGAUGAAUCUGGCUGAACUGGAGCUGCAAAAUUGUGAAUUGGAGCGGAUACCACAUGCAAUUUUUAGUUUGACCAACCUGCAGGAGUUGGACUUGAAAUCGAACAAUAUCCAUACCAUUGAAGAGGUCAUCAGCUUCCAACACCUCAAACGGCUUAACUGCCUCAAACUGUGGCACAAUAAAAUCAUUUCCAUUCCAUUGUCCAUAAGUCACGUAAAAAACCUAGAGUUCCUCUAUCUGUCACAUAACAAACUAGAGACCUUGCCUACCACUCUGUUCAAUCUUCUUAAACUAAGAUACCUGGAUGUUAGUCACAACUCCAUCGUAGUGAUUCCUCCAGAGGUGGGGUUUCUCCAGAAUCUACAGCAUUUUGCCAUCACAGGAAACAAGGUGGAAGUUGUACCCAAGCAGCUGUUCAAAUGCACAAAGUUGCGUAGCCUAUCCCUUGGGCACAAUUGCAUCUCAACGCUGCCAGAGAAAAUCGGGCAGUCGCAGCAGCUGACUCAUCUUGAGCUGAAGGGGAACUGCCUGGAUCGCCUGCCCGCACAGCUUGGCCUGUGCCGACUCUUGCGCCGAAAUGGUCUCAUUGUGGAAGACCACCUUUUUGAUACACUGCCCCUAGAGGUCAAAGAGAGCAUAAGUCAGGAAACCAGUGCUAAUUUUGCUAACGGAGUGUGAGUGUGGAUCAGAAAAAACCUGGCAAGAUGGUUUUCUGAGUGAACGGAAUCAGACUGUGCAAAAGGCAGUGUUCAGUACUUAUGUUUGUUUUUCUUUUAUAAAAAAAAAAAAAAAAACACCUUUGUUGUUUUAUCCAGGAGUGUGAUUGGCAUGAAUGGAUGUUCUAUGUCUAAGGAAUGAGUCCAGUAUCAAAACUUUCUUCACAUAAACAUUAAAUGUCAUU